ACUGAAAGUGAGGUAAAAGCAGAAACGCUCCCUGUCCAGAUGAUCUAGAACCAAGACAUCAGUGUAAAUCCUAGCCUGCUGAUGAACAAAACUAGCUAGAGGUUCACCAAUUAAGUCCUAGAUCAUUCUAACAUCUACCAAUAUCUACCAAAAUCAUGUCACAAAGACGGGACUCUCAAGACUCCGGUGCCUUGUUGCCUGGCACAGGGCACUCUCCAAGCUAUGGCAUCAAUGAGAGUAUUGACCUGGAGGGAUCCAAUGUUGAGAGCUCCGGGAGGUCUGCACCUUCCGUGAUCCAGUCAAUUGUCAACCCCUCCAGUGGGGAGAGAGUGUGGGCAGUGGCUAUGUGCUCCAUCAUUGCUUGUAUUGCUGCUAUUGUCAAUGGAAUCGUCAUCGGGUACUCCUCACCAACUCUGUCCCAGCUUGGCUCCAAUCAUACAAAACUGCACGACCCUGGCCACUAUAUUGAUCCAGAACUUCGAAUAGUCAGCUUGUUUGGUGGAUUCAGUGCGGUUGGUGCCAUCUUUGGUGGUCCUAUUGCUUGGCCCUUGUCUGAAAAGUUUGGACGAAAGGCUACUCUGAUGCUCAGUGGACUGCCAUCGGUCAUUGGAUGGGUGCUCAUCGCUAAUGCUCAACACUUCCAGUAUUCUGCGUUUUUAGCUGUACUCUUCAUUGGACGAUUCCUGACUGGUGUUGCUGUAGGCUGGGCAGUCUUUGGAAUCUCAGUGUACAUCUCUGAAAUUGCUUCAGCUAAACUGAGGGGACUGUUUGGGAACUGUAAUCAGCUGUUUGUCACCAUUGGUAUCUUCAUUGCUGAAUUGUUUGGGGUAUCCUUCAGCGGUUACCCUGUACCCUACUGGGUUGUGGCUUUGAGUGUGGCUCUUCUGAUAUUUGUGUUUGAAGUAUUGAUGCUCUUCACGUACGAAACACCUCGAUGGCUCUUCAGCAAAGGUGAUGAGUUUCAAGGAAUCCAUGUUUUGAAAAUUCUCCGUGGACCAAAUGCAAACAUCACUGAGGAGAUUGAUCGCACGCGACAUGCUGUUAGGAAGACGUACUCUGUAAAAGAACAAUUUAACGAGUUUAAGAAUCGGUCGGUGUACUUUCCUUUCAUCAUUGUGUUGUUCCUAAUGUUCUUCCAACAGUUCAGUGGCAUCAAUGCAGCGAUUUUUUUUGCUGCUCCAAUUUUGAAAUCGAUGAAGUUCGAUACUGAAACUGCAAAUAUCAUUGCAUUGGGAGCUGUUGGAGCUACACAGAUCAUUGCUACUCUUGUUGCUGUUAUUCUCGUUGAUUUCCUGGGCAGGAGAGUUCUGUUACUUGCCAGUGGAUUGGGAAUGGCUGUGAGCAGUUUAAUGUUCUCUGGUUUCUUUUUUGCACUUAACAGGAAUGAUGAUCCAAUAGGACCAUUGGGUAUAGUUGGCAUGGUUUUCUUUAUUGCAAGUUUCUCCCUCGCCUGGGGCCCAAUUCCGUGGUCAAUGAUGUCUGAACUUCUACCAAAUCGUGUUCUCACCCUGGCAGGAAGUAUUGCUACCCUUGUCAACUGGACUUUCGCAUCGAUUGUAGCCCUUGCUUUUCAAGAUAUUCAAAAGGCAAUCACCACUGAAUGUGCUUGGUUAUUUUUUGCUGUUGUCAUGUUUGGGAGUAUUAUAUUUGUGCUUCUUUUUGUACCAGAAACCAAAGGUCGAUCACUUGAGGAGAUUCAAGAGCAUUUUGAGAAAGGAGAAAUUUUUGCCUUGUCGUGCCUUCGAAGGAAAUCAAAGAAAAGCCAUUCACAGGGCAAUCGCAGUAUGUUGUUGUCUAUCACAUCCGUGAGUGGCUAUGGUGCAGUCGAUUAAUUAAUGGACGAUCAUAUAAUAAUACAAAUUUUGUGUUAUUGUUUCAGUUGAAUUGUGUGAGAUUUACAGUAGUAGAUCUGUAGGUUGUAUUAUUUAUUUAUAUUGAAUCAAUUUUACCAUAAUGUCUUUGAUAUAAUUAUUGAUGUUGUACAA
This is a messenger RNA of Halichondria panicea, 1985 nucleotides long. RefSeq lists its product as uncharacterized. Gene Ontology annotation, cellular component: membrane. The coding region runs from base 156 to 1832 and encodes 558 amino acids. The record is from RefSeq and is a predicted model, not a curated record. NCBI's taxonomy places the organism in Eukaryota, Metazoa, Porifera, Demospongiae, Suberitida, Halichondriidae. The transcript has 4 exons. Gene Ontology annotation, molecular function: transmembrane transporter activity. Gene Ontology annotation, biological process: transmembrane transport.